Molecule: messenger RNA, 795 nt
Organism: Metopolophium dirhodum (rose-grain aphid)
Lineage: Eukaryota; Metazoa; Arthropoda; Insecta; Hemiptera; Aphididae
Exons: 2
Coding region: 1-795 (264 amino acids)
Source: RefSeq, a predicted model, not a curated record
AUGGCUGCAGCGGACGACCAGGUAACGUACGCCCUACCCAGUCUUGUGGAUUUGGCCUACUAUGCGUGUGACCGUGACCAGCGGAAACGGUACGACGAGCUGCCCGUCCCGGCCGUCGACUUACAGGAGUGUUGCGACUCGAUAUUGAAAAUAAUCAAGUUCAACUCGUUCGCCCAUCGUUUUCAACCCAAUGGCCAUAGGCGAUCAAUGUUCGCCAAAGUGCACCCCGACUACCGCCUGAUCAACAACAUAUUGGAGGUGGCCGCCUUCCACGGGCACAUCAACUGCAUGAAAUUGGGCCACGCUAUCGGCGUCCCGUGGUACACGUCGAGCAUGUGGCAGAAAUCGGCGUGCGACGAGGCUGCGGACACGGGCAACAUGGAGUGCCUGGUGUACGCGCACGUCAACGGCAGCCCGUGGAGCACGUGGACGUGCAACUUCGCCGCGGGCGGCGGCCACUUGGACUGUCUCAAGUACUGCCGGGAAAACGGAUGUCCUUGGGACGACUACACUUUCACGUGCGAAAUGGCCGCGUGCAAUGGCAAUCUGGAAUGUUUGAAGUACGCGAGAACAAACGGAUGCCCGUGGACCGAGAGAACUUGCAUUGUGGCCGCGUACUACGGGCACCUGGAAUGCCUUCGGUAUGCAUUCGAGAACGGCUGUAGAUGGGACAUAGACGGGUACUUGUCGACUUUCCAUGGCAUGAAAGAUCCGUCUUGCGUGAUGUACGCGAUCGAAUUAAAGUACAGACUGCCGCCAACGAUCGCAACUACUAGCUCGCCCGGUGAUCCUUAA